GGAAGAGUCUCAACAAGUCUAUAAAUAACACUCUGAGAGAGAAACAAUCUCUAUAACUCCAAGCUUAAAUAAUUACAAAGAGUGUGGUCUACCAACAUCGUACUUGUUACCGGAAAAGAUGGCGCUUAAGGUACACGGCAUCUUGUUAUCACCAGCGCUGUUGAAAGUUAUUGCCUGUCUUGAAGAGAAGGAGCUCGAUUACGAGCUUGUUUCUAUUAAUUUUUCGGCCGGAGAGCACAAAAAACAACCUUUCCUUCGCCUUAAUCCAUUUGGUCAGGUGCCAGCCAUCGAGGAUGGAGAUUUGAUACUCUUUGAGUCAAGAGCAAUCACCCAAUACAUUUCACACACAUAUAUUGAUCGUGGGAGCCAUAUUGUCCCCUUAGACCAUAAAGAAAAGGCGAUCAUGUCAGUGUGGAUAGAGGUUGAAGCUCACCAAUUUGAUGUGGCGGCAUGUGAGUUGCAUUAUGAGCUUAUCAUAAGGCCCAUGCUCGGCAUGGUGAUUAAUGAUGUUGCAGUAGCGCCGCACAAGGAGACACUCACCAAGGUUCUUGACAUUUAUGAGGAACGACUAAAAGUGUCGCAGUACUUGGCUGGAGACUCUUUCACAUUGGCUGAUCUUUACCACACACCUCUUGUACAUUCCCUCAUGGGUACUAAAGUCAAGAUUCUUUUUAAAGCACGUCCACAUGUUGCUGCAUGGGUUUCCAAUCUCUUAUCCAGGCCUGCUUGGUCAAAGGUUCAGGAUAUGAUCGAGCAAGAUAUUAAUAAAGCUUGUUGAUUAAUGUAACUACUCCAUUUAUAAUUAUAUUCAGAGUUCACAACAUCGUUUUUCUUGUGUUUUAAAUAUUCCAUCUCUAUGAUAAUAACUUGUAUUGUGUUGCACUCUUGAUCCCAUCUAGUUUUGUCUUAUGUGAGAGCUUAUAUGGUGGCAUUUUAAUUUACAUAAUGCAAAUGCAAUAAUAUUGUAGAAAUUUAUAUCCUAU
Messenger RNA from Cuscuta europaea, 983 nucleotides. The record is from the annotation of a GenBank genome assembly. NCBI's taxonomy places the organism in Eukaryota, Viridiplantae, Streptophyta, Magnoliopsida, Solanales, Convolvulaceae.